AUUCAGUAGAUAAUCUGCACGUAUUCAUGCGCAACGAGACAUACACCAAUCACGUGUCUAAUGCCGAAUGCCAUAUUGCUAUGUUCUUCACCCUAGUCACGCGAUUGGUGCCUUUUUACAGGCAUUAAUAAUGCACUAACAUACAAAUUCGUUUAUUAUUGGCUGUUAUUCGCUCUUAUAUAAGCCAACUAAAGGCUCGAACGAACUAUGGAUUCAAUUUAACCUCAUUGGCGCGAAGGCUGCGGAGGCAUGCGGAGGUUGACACAUGAUAAUUCGGCUUAUCGUUAUCAGUUCGUUCGUCAUACGUUGACCAUAACUAGACAUAAAUUUAAUUAAUGAAGAGUUCAUCAUACGAAAGUGCCUAUACCACUCAGACCAGUCAAGAAAAAUGAACACGAAGCUCCUGUUCGUCGAAUCGGUGGAGGUUCUGCGAAACACCUUGCCGCAUUAUCACACCUUGCUGGAGGCAGUCCUGGUGCUUUGGAUAGUGUGGUUUAUUUCUAAGAGACGAAGUGGCAGCCACGAUUCGGUACCCUCGGAAGAGCUAGUUGAGAAAAAAUUAGCGGAAUGGCGGCCGGAGUCUCUCGUAACGGAAUCACCGCAAGAUCAUCCUUUGCUGAGUCCCAGACGCGUCACCUCCAAAGUCGGAAAAUGGGUGACGGUCGACGGCAAGAAUUGCCUCAACUUAGGUACGCAUAACUACCUGGGUCUAUGCGGUAACGCGGAGCUAACGGAAAAAGCGGUGGUGACUAUAAACAAGUACGGCGUUGGAUCGUGCGGACCACGAGGUUUCUAUGGAACCGUCGACGUACAUCUCGAACUGGAAGAUCGUCUGGCCAAAUUCAUGGGCAUGGAGGAAGCUAUAAUAUAUUCCUAUGGGUUUGCCACUUUAGCAUCCGCGAUCCCAGCUUAUUGCAAGCGUAAGGACUUGAUAUUCGUGGAUGAGCAAGUAAAUUUCGCCAUACAGAAAGGGCUAGAUGCGUCACGAGGAAAUAUCAGGUACUUUAAACACAACAAUGUUCAGGAUCUACAUAAUCUUUUGAUGAAACAGAACGAAGUGGACAAAAAGAAUCCCAAAAAGGCAGUGAAGAUUAGACGCUUUCUGAUUAUAGAAGGUAUUUAUAUGAACACGGGGAACAUCUGUCUUCUACCAGAACUAUUGGAUCUUUGUAAAAAAUACAAAUUGAGAAUCUUCAUCGACGAGUCGAUAUCGUUCGGUACCAUUGGUCCGAGUGGAAGAGGCGUUACUGAAUACUACAACAUUCCUAGAAACGAAAUUGACAUGAUAAUGGGCUCUUUAGAAUGUGCUAUAGGAACUAUCGGAGGCUUUUGCGUGGGCACAUCCUUCAUCGUUGAUCAUCAACGUUUAUCUGGUCUUGGCUAUUGUUUCUCAGCGUCUCAGCCACCCCUCCUAGCAACUGCAGCUAUCACUUCUUUGGACAAAAUUGAAAAUAAUUUGGAAAUAUUUCAAUCUUUGAGCAACAACACCUUAUUGAUGGAUAAUGGUCUGAAAGAAAUUCCAAUGUUGAAAUGUACUAGUUCCCCAAAAUCACCUUUGAAGCAUGUAUAUUUAAAGGAGCAGAAAGAUCGUGCCACCGAGGAAAAAUUACUAACUGCAAUCUCUAAUAAAUGUAUAGAAAAUAAUUUAGCGAUUAUAUUGCCUGCCUAUUUAGAGGCGGAAAGAAUUUUGCCUAGACCUAGUCUUAGACUUUGUAUAUCUGCUAGUCUGGAUGACAAUGAUAUCAAGUUUGCGAUAAAUACUUUGAAAAAAUGUACAGAAGAAGUUUUGUUGCCUUUUUUAUGACUGAAAUAAAAGAAUCUUAAAAAAGAUUUAAAGAUCCGUUGAUCUUGUAUACUAAAAAUGUAUAUCUGAUAUUUACAUAAAUAUCUUAGGCCAUAUCAACACAAGUUACACAGGUACCUUAAAUCAUAGUAAAUACUCUUCUUUCUUUGUACAGUGUUAAAAUAAAAAUAAAUGAUGUAAAAAUUA
Molecule: messenger RNA, 1990 nt
Organism: Solenopsis invicta (red fire ant)
Lineage: Eukaryota; Metazoa; Arthropoda; Insecta; Hymenoptera; Formicidae
Gene: Spt-I
Product: serine palmitoyltransferase 1
Exons: 2
Coding region: 389-1804 (471 amino acids)
Biological process (GO): sphingosine biosynthetic process; ceramide biosynthetic process
Cellular component (GO): endoplasmic reticulum
Molecular function (GO): pyridoxal phosphate binding; serine C-palmitoyltransferase activity
Source: RefSeq, a predicted model, not a curated record